UUGGCCAUCCCAAGUACCAAGAAUCCAAAAGAAUUGCAAUCUUUCUGAGCAUGCCAGAUGAAAUCCAGACAGAAGAAAUCAUUAAUGACAUUUUUAAGCAAGGCAAAGAGUGUUUCAUCCCACGUUACAAGCCUCACAGCAAUCACAUGGACAUGCUGAAGUUAUCAUCAGCUGAAGACAUUUCUUCACUUACUUUGACAUCCUGGAAUAUUCUUCAGCCUAGUGAUGAUGACAGUGUAAGAGAGGAGGCUCUUGCCGGUGGAGGUCUUGACCUUAUCUUCAUGCCAGGCCUUGGGUUUGACAAAAAAGGCAACAGAUUGGGAAGAGGGAAAGGAUAUUAUGAUACCUAUCUUGAAAGAUGUAUGAAACAUCCCAGUGGAAAGCCUUACACGAUUGCCUUGGCUUUUAGGGAACAGAUUUGUGAAUCAGUGCCUGUGGCAGAAAAUGAUGUCCAAGUAGAUGAAAUCCUUUAUGAAGACUGCUGAAAGAAUCUUGAUACCAACCCACCUUCAGAGUGACCAACCAAAGACAUCAGAUCCAUCAAUCAUGACUUUUUAAUAGUCAUAUAUGACUUUGGGAGCAAUAAAAUACACUAUUUGUGUUUGAACAAAAAAAACCUCAGUGUAAAUGUAGUAAUAGUAAUGAGGAUUGCAUUGAUUUGCUUCUAAUUAGCAAAUAUCUGGUAAGAAUUCUUAUUGUAGAAUCAAUAGAAACAAGAAUAUGUGACUGUUUAUUACAAUAAGGAACAUUUCUUCUCAUACUUUUGAGGAACAGGCUACUUGAUACUUAACAGUUUUAUUAUUCCAGUUUAAAAGUGUACUGUCUACU
Molecule: messenger RNA, 828 nt
Organism: Pelecanus crispus (Dalmatian pelican)
Lineage: Eukaryota; Metazoa; Chordata; Aves; Pelecaniformes; Pelecanidae
Source: RefSeq, a predicted model, not a curated record